Messenger RNA from Meloidogyne enterolobii, 633 nucleotides. NCBI's taxonomy places the organism in Eukaryota, Metazoa, Nematoda, Chromadorea, Rhabditida, Meloidogynidae. The record is from the annotation of a GenBank genome assembly.
AUGAUUGAGAUGGGAAUUCAUCUUCAAAAACAAGGGUUUUAUGAAUUUAUCGUUAACUCUAAUAUUUCUCAUCGUCUGAAAAGUCGUUAUGGCAAUAUAAUCAACUUUAUUAUUUAUGGAGUGAUGGAAGACGGUCACGGAUAUUUAAUUACCCCGUAUAAUAAUUAUACUUAUGAAACGCUCAGUUUACAUGUUUUUGAGUUAAAACAAAGAAUAUCUAUUGCAACAAAUACACCCACUGCUCUUGUUAAUUUUAUUGAAGAGAUUAAAGCUGAAAUGAAUGCAAAUCCACAUUGGGAGAAAUAUUAUGUGAAUUUUAUUAAAGAAUUAGAGAACAAAUGGGCUAUUUCACUUUUUAAAUAUUUAGCAUCUUUAUAUGAUCAUGAUGCUGAUAAAUUAAUAGUUAAAACAGAAGAAAAUGAGGAUUGUGAUGAAGAAGACGAUGAUUACCAUUAUUUUAAAAUUUUGAGUUCAAAUACUUUUUGGAUAAAAAUUAAAGGAGUAGAAAAUCCAGCAAAAAGAUAUCGUACAGAAAACGAUUCAGCAAUUGUUGCAGCUGUGGGUGAUGCAAAUACGAGUGCUCAUUUUUUCACUGGAAGCGGAUUAAGCACAGGCAAGCUUAUAAUAAACUAG